Messenger RNA from Phycodurus eques (leafy seadragon), 2784 nucleotides. It is a transcript of the gene ttc38, whose product is annotated as tetratricopeptide repeat domain 38. The coding region runs from base 61 to 1461 and encodes 466 amino acids. Lineage: Eukaryota; Metazoa; Chordata; Actinopteri; Syngnathiformes; Syngnathidae. The transcript has 14 exons. The record is from RefSeq and is a predicted model, not a curated record. Gene Ontology annotation, molecular function: protein binding.
ACUCAGCGAAGAGUGACAAGAAUGUUGUGUUGUUCCAGUUGACAUUACAAUAACCACAAAAUGGAUCCUUUGAGCUACAGGGACUGCAUGGCUUGGAGAGCUGAGGGGCUUCCAUUGUCCACCAGCAGUAAUGAGGCGUGCAAACUUUAUGAUGCUAUUCUAACUCAGUAUGCUACGUGGCGGAAUAUUGACAGUAUUGGAGGAAUUGAGGGAUGCGUGACUGCUAUCAAGGCGGCUGAUCCGGAUUUUGUGAUGGGCCAUGUGGCGAGCACAGGCUUAGAGCUGUUGGGAACAGCAAACUCCCCCCGCCUCGACCAACGUCUGGCCAGCGCUGUGAAGGAAACUGUGGAGCUGGCCAACAAUCAAAACCUCACUUCCAGAGAGAGGCGCCACGUUAAGGCCAUGGAGUGCUUCUCACAUGGGAAUUUCCCCAAAGCCAGUUGUGUUUGGGAAGAUAUCCUGGUUGAUCAUCCCACAGACUUGCUUGCCCUCAAGUUUGCCCACGAUAGCUAUUUCUACAUGGGAGCCCAAACCCAGAUGAGGGAUUCGGUUGCUCGAGUGCUGCCCCAUUGGAAGCCUCAUAUGCCUUUGUCCAGCUAUCUGAAAGGACUGUAUUCUUUUGGUCUGCUGGAGACGCGAUGCUAUGACCAGGCCGAGAAAGUAGCUAUGGAGGGCCUCGCACUGGUUCCAGAUGAUGCGUGGUCCGUCCACUCUGUCGCCCAUGUCUACGAGAUGAAAGCGGAGGUGGACAAAGGGUUGAAGUUUAUGGAAGAGAGGGAGAAAGACUGGAAGGUAUCAGACAUGCUGGCCGGUCACAACUAUUGGCACUGGGCGCUGAACUUCAUUGAGAAGGGGCAAUAUGAAGCUGCGCUGCAAAUAUUCGAUUCUCAGAUUUUCAAUCGUUGUAAAGCGACGGGUUCCAUGUUGGACAUGGUAGAUGCCAGCUCCCUGCUCAGCAGACUGGAGAUGGAAGGUGUGUUUGUGAAGGACCGCUAUCGGGAGCUGCUCCAGGUAACGCUGCCGCACACCGAUGACCACGUGACCCUGUUUAAUGACCUCCACUUCCUCAUGGUGUCUGUGGGAGCGAGAGAGACCGGUGCCUCCCAGCGCCUGCUGGAAGGCCUCCAGGAAUUGGCUAAGACACCAGGUGACAACCAGCAACAUCAGCUGGCUGGAACCAUUGGGGUGCCCAUGUGUCAGGCUUUGAUGGAAUAUGGCGAAGGAAACUAUCCUCAAACUGUGGAGUUGCUUUACCCUUUGCGCUACAGUAUGGUGCCCAUAGGGGGCAGCGAUGCACAGAGAGACGUCUUCAAUCAACUGCUUAUUCAUGCAGCCUUGAAAUCGGAGAAUAAGCACCACCAGAGACUGGGAAGAUGUCUUCUGGUGGAGCGUGAAGCAGCGAGGCCAAACUCCCCUCUGACUGAUCGUCUGAUGCAGAGAGCCAUGGCCCUUCACCACUAGACUGAUUGCAGGGUGCACACGGCCCCAACCUGAUGUUCCCAUGUUUGAUUUCGGGACACGCUCCCACCAACUGUUGAAGGGGAUUACUUUUUUAGGAGCUAAAUUUUUCCUGGGCAGCUACGUGUGCUGACAUUACGUUAUUGCUGAAAACAAAUAUUGCUUCUCAACUACUCUUGCUGGCUAAAAUGCUCUUUUACUUACAAUUCUGUAAGUCAGACAAACACUGAUUGCUUUUUAGGCAUAUUUUCCUUAUACACAUUUAUUUUGCAAUCAAAUCACUACUCUGUAUUUUUUUUUUUUUUAAAAACAAGAAAAACAACGCCAUCUGCUGGUUCUUGUGUCCUCUUAAUGUAGAUCUUAACCCAAACCCUCAGUUUAUGCUCUCUCUGAAACAAACCGUUUUCGUUCGCCCUUGUCCUUUUAAGGUGCCCCUCCAAAAUGCCAAUGUUGUUUUUUUUUUGCGUGUGUUUUUGUUGUUGUUUGUUUUUCCUCAACUGGGCAAUUUCAGGAAGGAUGCUGAGGAUUGAGUGUUGCCUGCUGCACCUGCAUAAAAUGACCAGAUAACAAAAUCUGUCACUCAACAAGGCACAAAUGAGAAUAUGUGUAUAUAUAUAUAUAUAUAUAUCAUAGAAAAUACAGAAAAAUAUGAAUGUAUGUAUUUCACGUUAUUUAGCAAAGUGCUUAAUUUGAAAUACUAUAAUAGGUACACGAGCACAAUCCAGUAAUGUCUAAUGAAAUAGUUGUUUCAAAUUCUCAAAAAUACACCUCAAAUUUGCGAUUGACGUCUCAGCUAUAUUUUGAAUGUUAUGUUUUAUGUAUUACUCUACAUCACAAUUAAAUGGCUCCCACUUAUAAACUGGUUGCUCACAUUGAGAAGAACAAGACAUAAGAUACAGCAGUAACACUUAGAGCAGUGAAAACCCCCUUGUGAGUGCAUUUUGAGUCAAGCAGCACCACAAUUGCCAUUUUUACUCCCCUUGCAUUCUUCUUUUGCUUACUUAGUCUUUGUUCGCUGGUGCUCACGACACGGAGGUAAUCUCUUCUUGGAUCUGAGAGAUCAGGAUCUGGGACAGCACAAUGCCUGCAAUCUAGAGGACAGCAGCACCCGAAUUAGGUUAGUACUCAACAGGCUCUUGUAAAUUGUGCUGCUUGUGCCAACUCCGCCAAGGUGGGUUGUCCCAAUGCUCAUUUGGCAGAAGAGUGAAAUUGUUCAAAAUAAUUCUAGUAUAGCCGAGUAUAUUAAAACUCACAACACAUUUGUCACCACCACCAUGACAUUAUCUUUCUUUCAGUGUUUUGCUAUGAUUGGUCAAACGUGACCAU